AGUAAGCUGACCGUGCCACCUGUAGCAGCACCCAGGGAGCUGGGGGUUAAGGGCCUUGCUCAAGGACCCACAGACGUGCUGAGGCUGGGUUUGAACCGACCUUGUGAUUACAGACUGUUUGGAUCAUUUUAACCAUUGUUGGUGGACAAAAUCUGGAAGCUGGUGGCUUGUGUCCAGGUCCUGUGAGAUAAUAAACAGACUGAAACAUGGCUAGACUCCAGUCACUUCAGAUGACCCUCCUGACCACACUCUACUGAGAAGCCUGCUCCAAUAGCAGCAAACAGUGCAGAUUUUUUUGGUUUUUGGUUCCAGUAUGCUGGGGGUCUAUGGGAGCUGAAGCCUGACCCAUUACACACCAGUCACCUAUUCUGACAAAUAAUAGCUUGUUCUGACUUGUCUGAUUGACAAAUAUAAAUGCACAACAACACCUGAUCAGGUCUUUUCAAUCACACCAAGACUGCAAGCGGAUGUGGAACUGCUCAAGAAUGUAUCCAGCAUGCAUGAGACAGUACUAUGGCAGCCAGCCUCACCUGAUCAAAUCACAAUCAAUGCAGAAGUUCACCUGUUUAUUCCUGCCUCCAGUCAAAAGCCCAUCAUAAAGCUGCUACAAAGAUAUGACAUCACACACAGGGUUUUGCUGGCAAACGCUCAAGAGCUGAUUGAGGCACAGAAAAGGAACUAUUCCACAGACCCCAGGAGCAGCACAUCUUAUUAUGAAAGAUACCAUCCCUUGGAGGAUAUCUAUCACUGGAUCAAUAAAACAAGUCGAGAAUAUUCCGAAAGGUUACAGGUCAUACUAAUCGGAUCAUCUGUUGAGAAACAACCUCUUUUUGUUCUGAAGCUGUCCGGUAAAGGACAUCAGCCUAAGAAAGCUAUUUGGAUGGACUGUGGCAUUCAUGCCAGAGAGUGGAUAUCCCCUGCAUUCUGCAUGUGGUUUGUUCAAUAUUCUGUCAUGUUUUAUAAUCAACAUUCUGACAUCACUGAAAUCCUGGAUAAAAUGGAUAUCUAUGUCCUACCAGUUAUGAAUCCUGAUGGAUAUAAAUACUCAUGGAUAGAGAACCGAAUGUGGAGAAAGAAUCGUUCCAGAAAUGUAGACAAUGCCUGUGUAGGGACAGAUCUCAACAGAAACUUUGAUGCAAACUGGUGCACUAAGGGAUCAUCGGAUAACCCCUGUGAUGAGACAUACUGCGGUAGAUUUCCAGAGUCAGAACCAGAAGCUGCAGCUGUGUCUAACUUCAUACGGAGCAGAAAGGAUCUGGUGAAGCUGUACCUCUCCAUCCAUUCAUACUCACAGAUGCUGAUCUUUCCAUAUUCAUGUUCCUAUCAAGAGGUCCCCAAUCACCAAGAACUCUAUGAGAUUGCACGGGAAGCAGCAAUGAAAAUCAAAAUACAUUACAAAAACAAUUACAAGUUUGGGGCUGGAGCAAAAUCUUUCUAUCUUGCUCCAGGUGGUUCUGAUGACUGGGCAUAUAAUCUUGGGAUUGAUUAUUCUUUCACGUUUGAGCUUCAAGACAAUGGCCGCUAUGGAUUCCUUCUCCCUCCGUCACAUAUUUCUAAGGCUUGCAGUGAAGCUCUUACAGCAGUGAAGAGCAUUGCCCUCAGUGUCAUCAAGAAAAGGCGUUUCAGCUAAAACUCUUCACAAAAAUUCAGAAUUAUUGAAAUGCUGUCAUUCUUUUUAAUAUAAUACUAUACUGUAUUGGCAAAGUCCUUCUACAUGUGAGAGGGAUAUGAUGUUGGGAACAACCAUUGAAAUUAAUUUUUCCAGUAUGUUAAAAUGGGAAAUAAAUCAUAAGCUAUACUCCUGUA
This is a messenger RNA of Paramormyrops kingsleyae, 1806 nucleotides long. It is a transcript of the gene cpb2, whose product is annotated as carboxypeptidase B2 (plasma). NCBI's taxonomy places the organism in Eukaryota, Metazoa, Chordata, Actinopteri, Osteoglossiformes, Mormyridae. The record is from RefSeq and is a predicted model, not a curated record. Gene Ontology annotation, biological process: proteolysis; fibrinolysis. Gene Ontology annotation, molecular function: zinc ion binding; metallocarboxypeptidase activity.